This is a messenger RNA of Prunus dulcis (almond), 1336 nucleotides long. RefSeq lists its product as uncharacterized. The transcript is spliced from 2 exons. Bases 14 to 1117 code for a protein of 367 amino acids. NCBI's taxonomy places the organism in Eukaryota, Viridiplantae, Streptophyta, Magnoliopsida, Rosales, Rosaceae. The record is from RefSeq and is a predicted model, not a curated record.
GUAUUUAAUAACUAUGUGGUCGCCUUCUCCUAUUGCUCCCUCUAUUUGCCCCAACUUGGCUGAUACGCUACUCAAACAACUCCGAUAUCAUCCGUUUGCCCCCUGCCCCGAAAUGAACCAUGACCUCGUAGCGGGUAACCCGGUUGCCCGUGCACCCAAACCUUUGGCCGCAGUCUUCGGACCCAAGUCAAAAACCAGUGACCCGGUUGACCGUGCAUCCGAACCUUUGGCCCCAGCCUUCGGACCCGAGUCAAAAACCGGUGACCCGGUUGACUGUAGUGCCAAAACAACCCGAUACUACAUGGUCCUCCUGACCGCCGGAGACAAAGCUCUUAGCCCAGAAAGCAUCCGAGUGAUGGAUGUCACCGACCCGAUUCCGAAGGGCUGUAUGAUCAAAGCUCGCGCCUUUUGCUCCGGUGUCGCCUUCAACUUCAAUUUCUCGGCGGCGGACAAGUUCGACUUCAUGAAACUUUGCGUGAUAUCGAGUGAUGACGAGUUCGGCGGCGAUGAAGGACGCACAAUAAUUGAUCUGGAUCGGGUCAGUAACUCCGAAAUGGCCGACCCGAACAUCAUACAUAGCCUGGCGAGUUCGGCGGCGAUGAAGGCACUGGUGUCGUCCGCGAAGGAGAUCAACCUCGCCGAAUUUGUGGGUCGUGUGUGUGACUACGUGGCCACCAAAUUCGGCGAGGAGAAGAAAAGCGAGUACCUGAAGAUGUUGACUUCCAGUGGACUCGGAAGUUUGGACGCGGUGGAGAUAUGGCACAUGUUGACUCUGCAAGACCGAGUUAUGGAGGCAGUGAUGGAAAGCUUCCGAAUCGGGCUGUUUAUGAAAAUGCCCAUAACCAUUGACAUGCCAAUGCCACCCACCGCCUCCAUGACCCACCCAACUCCGUGGGCAUCGGGGUGGAAGGUGGGUUGCUCUUCCGCUAAAGGGUUGAAGCCCAGGCCUUGCAUUCCAGACCUCAACCAAGUUGCAGUGGACCUACUGGAAGAGGAGGAGGAGACUGAUAAAAGUAGUGUUGGUGAGGUGGAGGGAAGGAAUGCCAAGAAAAGGAAGGCGAAGGAGGCUGCUGGAAAGGAAGCACAGGCCGAUGAGGUGCCCAAAACAGCUGACUGAUGAACCACCUUGAUGAGUUUGAUGGUUUAAUUUUGCACUUGCUCAGAGUAAUUUUUGUAUGGUGUGCUUGAAGCUGACUAGCUAGAAAAUGAAAAAAGAAAAGAAAAAAGUAGCUAGCAGCUUAGUGUUAUAUGUUUGGAUAUUUUAUAAAGAAUAGCUGAGCAGAUUUUCGGUGUGCCACUCACUUGUUACUGGCAUAUUGAAUGGUUUUAUUAUGAG